Messenger RNA from Homarus americanus (American lobster), 453 nucleotides. RefSeq lists its product as uncharacterized. NCBI's taxonomy places the organism in Eukaryota, Metazoa, Arthropoda, Malacostraca, Decapoda, Nephropidae. The record is from RefSeq and is a predicted model, not a curated record. Bases 1 to 453 code for a protein of 150 amino acids. The transcript has a single exon.
AUGCUGUUCAGUUCUGGUGCCCACAACCCACGCCAGACCCACAGCCCACGCCACACCCACAGCCCACACCAGACCCACAGCCCACACCAGACCCACAGCCCACACCAGGACCCCACAGCCCAGGGCCACACCCACAGCACACACCAGACCCACACAGCCCACGCCAGACCCACAGCCCAGGGGCACACCCACAGCCCACACCAGACCCACAGCCCACGCCAGACCCACAGCCCAGGGCCAGACCCACAGCCCACGCCAGACCCACAGCCCACGCCAGACCCACAGCCCACACCAGAUCCACAGCCCACGCCAGACCCACAGCCCACGCCAGACCCACACUCUGACUUUCCUGGUUCUUGGGAGUAUCACGAGCGGAUCUUGGCAGGCGUUGUAGCGCUAUUACUUGAAACUGACAGCGUCCUCCUUGACCAGUUAAUCAUCCGUAUCACCUGA